GCGACAACAGUCAUCGCGGCCAAUCAGGAGCGCGCUUACUCCUCUGUGACGUUUGAACGCGUUCGCGGCAGUGUGACGGGACGUGACGCGGCGGCGUCUGCAAUGUUUACAGUUUUGUCAGCAUCUUGAAGUGUUUUUAAUAGUUCUCCCGGAGAAAGAUGGAUCGUGUGCGGGACAGCAGCGCGUCUGUCGCAGGUGAAGCGGUGGAGCUGGUGCGGGUCUGCAGGGCCGAGUACAGAGCGAUCGGACGACUGACGGAGCGGCUGCGACCCACGCGGCAGAGCAUCAGGACCCUGCAGACACAGUUCCCACAUCUUCCUCCGUCCACUCUUCUGAGCAUCUUCUCCCAGGAGUACCAGAAGAGGAUGAAGCGCAGCAUGGUGAGACAUCACGCCCCUGAUGUGGUCAAAGAGUAUUAUCAGAGGUACCGCAGCGAAGCCAAGACUCGUCCUGCUGCACCGCUUCUGCUGGAGCUCGCCAACCAGGUGGACCUGUCUCCGGCUCUCCUGGCCCGUCUGAUUGUGGAGUGUUUCCUGGAGGAGCGCCAGGCUUCAGUCGCUUCCAGACACGUCCUCAACAACAUGCUGCGUGAGCCGUAUUUAAUUCCAGACCUGCUGUUAGCGAAGCACGUCGAGCAGUGCACAGUAAAUGACUGCUGUUAUGGACCGCUGGUCGACUGCAUCAAACAUGCCAUCGGUCUGGAGCAUGAAGACCUGCUACGAGACAAACUCCGAGAGAGGAACUUGUCGUUUUUAGAUGAGAACCAGCUCAGGAGCAAAGGCUACGACAAAACCCCGGACAUCAUUCUGGAGGUGCCCAUCGCUGUUGAUGGUCAUAUAGUUCACUGGAUUGAGAGCAAAGCUUCAUUUGGAGACGACCACAGCCAUCACACGUACCUGAACGAGCAGUUCUGGAGCUACUGCAACAGGUCAGACCCUAAAUACAGUCAAUAAAAAUAAACCUGACGUCUGUCUGUUAAAUUAACAUCAGAGUCUGAGUAUGAUGACAGUGUGUGAUGUCUUCAGCACUUUAGGGUUAGUAGGGUUAGGCUUGCUUCUCAUCUUAUACACACAUCACAAACACAUUUCAAGCCACUU
Molecule: messenger RNA, 1097 nt
Organism: Cyprinus carpio (common carp)
Lineage: Eukaryota; Metazoa; Chordata; Actinopteri; Cypriniformes; Cyprinidae
Product: CDAN1-interacting nuclease 1-like
Exons: 11
Coding region: 159-953 (264 amino acids)
Biological process (GO): erythrocyte differentiation
Cellular component (GO): nucleus; cytoplasm
Source: RefSeq, a predicted model, not a curated record